CCACGAUGACCAAAGAAACCACCACCUCUUCUACAAGUGAACCCCUGGAGAUUGAGUACCUCAUCGUAGGCACAGGCCCAGCUGGGGCAUCUCUGGCCUGCUUUCUUGCCUACCAUGGCUUGAAGGGCUUGAUGAUCAACUCGGCACCGUCGACGGCAGACACCCCGAGAGCACAUAUCACAAACAUGGCCGCAUUAGAGUGUCUGCGAGACAUUGGACUGGAAGAAGAGUUAAUGCGCAUUGGAAACGCCGAAGGUGCCAUGCAGCACACACGCUGGUGCUAUAGUCUGGCUGGGGAGGAGUUUGCCAGAGUAUAUUCCUGGGGUUCAGAUCCACGUCGAAAGGGUGAUUAUGAGCUUGCCAGCCCUUGCUUGCCAAUAGAUCUGCCCCAGACUUUGCUUGAGCCAGCUCUUGUCAGAUAUGCAACGCAACAUGGAUUCAACGCUCGUUUCAAUACGUCUUUUGUGGAAUUCACAGAAGAUGAUUCUGGCCGGAUUUUGUCAACUUUAUAUGAUGAAGUCCUUAAACAGCAUUAUACAGUCCGCUCGAAGUAUUUAUUUGGGGCAGAUGGUGCCCGGAGCAGAAUUAUGAAACAGCUUCAAAUUCCACUCAUCAGCAAGCCGGGAAAGGGAGUCGCGAUCAACGUGUUGGUCAAAGCGGACUUAUCAAAUCUUAUCAAGCACCGCAUGGGGAAUUUGCACUUCAUUCUUCAACCCGAUCGUCCGCAUUCUCUCUUUGGAUGGCUUUGCAUUGCGAGAAUGGUCAAGCCUUGGCACGAAUGGAUGUUCAUUCUAUUCCCGCAUCAACAAUCGUGGAAUUUGUCGCCUUCUAAUGAUGAAUAUGUGGGGCACAUUCGCUCUCUGAUCGGGGACUCGUCCAUCGAUGUGACUAUUCUGGGUGUCUCUCAGUGGAACAUCAAUGAAAUUGUCGCCGAGCGUUACUCAAUGAAGAACGUCUUCUGUCUUGGAGAUGCAGUUCACCGACAUCCACCAAUGAACGGGUUGGGGUCUAACACUUGUGUCCAGGAUGCGUAUAAUCUCGCAUGGAAGAUUGCUUAUGUCGAGAAAGAACUUGCCGGUCCUGAGUUGCUGCACUCGUACUCAAAUGAGAGACAACCUGUGGGGUUUUCGAUUGUUACACGCGCAAACGAGGCCUUCGGUCAUCAGAUGAAAGUGUGGGAAGUCCUUGGCUUCAUGACUGAAGAUAUGGAAGAACGUAAGAAGGGUAUGCAGGAGCUUGGCCAGUCAACACUGGCCGGCGCCGCUCGAAGAAAGGCCUUCAAAGCUGCUAUUGAAAUGACACGUCAUGAAUUCCACGGUCUUGGAAUCGAGAUGGGUGAGCACUACAUUAGUAGUUGUAUCUACACUGAUGAUGAGAUCGACAAUACGCCGAGCGAAAGUCCAAACACCAGUAACCGAGUCUUACAGUAUUUGCCAAGCACAAUCCCUGGGCGACGCUUACCACAUGUAUGGCUCGACACUGCUUGUCCAAAGGGGAUGAUUUCGACUCAUGACCUAGCUGGCAAAGGCGCCUUCUGCCUUUUCACUGGCCAUGGGGGAGACAGUUGGAAAAAUGCAGUGGAAAUUGUCAAGAACAAACUUUAUAUUCCUAUUAAUGCCUUUUCCAUUGGUUUUCGCCAGGAUUGGGAGGACGUUUAUAUGGAAUGGGGCAGACUGCGGGGAGUGGAGGAAUCUGGGUGUGUUUUAGUACGACCGGAUAGAUUUGUUGGAUGGCGCUGCAACGAGGUCUUAGAGACUGAAGAGGCAUGUAUAGAGAAGCUCGAAAAGGUAAUGAGUGCUUUGCUGAAACGGUGA
Aspergillus pseudonomiae is the source of this 1814-nucleotide messenger RNA. Its product is annotated as FAD binding domain-containing protein. Lineage: Eukaryota; Fungi; Ascomycota; Eurotiomycetes; Eurotiales; Aspergillaceae. Gene Ontology annotation, molecular function: FAD binding. The coding region runs from base 6 to 1814 and encodes 602 amino acids. The transcript has 6 exons. The record is from RefSeq and is a predicted model, not a curated record.